AACAAAAAUAUUCAGAAAUAACAGGAAUAAUUUUGAGCUCUAGUAGGUGAAGUUAGACUAGCUUGCCAAAAAACUGCAUUGCUGAUAAUUUUUGCUGUCUGAAAGAUUUUUUGGAUAUAUUUCUUGAAAAGAUGAACUCUCAAUUGCCUAGUCCAUUCAUUUCAUGGACUCCAAGCAAUGUUGAUUCGCACAACCAUGGCUCAGAUGUUGGUGUUCCUGGAUUUGUGUUUUUGUCACAACCCAAGCUUGACUCUCCAAGGAACAGGCAUCCUCAUAUGCAAAUGCAGAGAGGCCGAUUGAGCUCACCGUUGUCUGCUGGCCCAUUACGGCAUCAACACUUCCAACAAUAUAACAGCCGUCCAAACCCCAAUUGGAGGGAGCAAAAGUUCAACAGCCAACAACACUCAAGCCCAAAUGCUCAAUUUGUUGGCCACCACAGCCCUUCUCAGAACCGUAGUUACCACAGCAACAAUUCAUCGCCCUACCACCAAAACAAUGAUUUAUGGUCUCCUUAUUGUUCACCUAAUUCUUCUUAUGGACAUGUCUCUCCAUUUCAAUCUCCUGCAAGUAGGCAAAACCAUAGGGGCCGUGGUAGAGGGCGCGAUCAAGGCAAAGGUAGAGGUCAUAAUUCAGGCCCACUGUCAGAUAUUCCCAUUGAAAAGUUUGUGUCCAGUUCCAUGUUUGAAGAUCCUUGGGCACCUUUGAUAUCAAAGCUUCCCUCAGAAAAGAAACAGCGUCUUGAAAGUUUUGAUGCAGAAUUUUCAGUAGACCAUAGUAUUCUCAAGGCAACUAGCGUUAAAGACACAUUUGAAAAAGGGCCUAGUGCACCAACUAGUGUUGCAGAAGGCACUUCUGCUGAAAGUGUUGAUAGGUUUCAGGAUUCUUGGCAAUAGAGCCCACUCUCCUAGAAUCAUCUGCUAUACUACCCAAGUUUUAUACGAUUAUGAUUAUUUUUCUCCCCUUAUUAUGUGUCAAACAUUUCGAACAAUAUGAUUCUUUAAUGAAGCCACGUGAUUCUUUUCUGAUCUUGCAGCCACAUAGCAUAAGCCAUUUAUUAUCUGGACUAGUACUUGUAGCUCUAAACUAUCUUUCUAUUAUGCUUGUAUUGGAAUAGGUAGGUCUUAUUGUACUUAUGAUAGAAAUGUCUAUUGGCGGCUGGAUUACACUCUGAAAUUUUUGAGAACCAAAGCAUUCUCACAAUGACCUGCUGUAAAGAGUAAAUUUUUAAACCAAAAACUCAUGUUCCUGGUUGAUAGAAUCCAAUUAAAGAAGUAAAACUGUG
Messenger RNA from Hyalella azteca, 1282 nucleotides. RefSeq lists its product as uncharacterized. The transcript is spliced from 2 exons. Lineage: Eukaryota; Metazoa; Arthropoda; Malacostraca; Amphipoda; Hyalellidae. The record is from RefSeq and is a predicted model, not a curated record. The coding region runs from base 132 to 893 and encodes 253 amino acids.